UGUGAACUCAACCAUCGAGAAUACUGGCGAAUCUCAAGAAAACACAUUUCCGGUUUCAGUCACAUUUUCGUCGUCGAUCCAAUCGCUCCACCUCGCUUGUAUCGCAGACGCGAGAAAUAGAGUCGAAAUGGAGCGAUAAACAGGCUGAAUGUGUAAAUCUUGUUGAUCAGAAGAGUUUGUCGUUGAAAAAAGUCGAGCGCAAAUCCACAAAGGCCAUUCUAAGAUUCUGGAAUAAACUCAAGCAUCGCAAAAACGCGAGAAAGAAAGUAGAACCUAUUACAAAUGAAUCAUUAGCUUCCGUACGGAAUUAUAGUCAUGUUGAAGAAACAAUGAGCGCUAGAUCGCAACGUGGGACCCACGACACGCCAACGACCAAACGAUUUCGGAGCCCGCGGAUCACCGUGAGAAACCGAACAGCAAAACCACAGAUAACAUACGAUUACGAUGCUGCUAUCAGUCAACCGGAUGUACCGAAUUUACUAGAUUAUAAGAAUAUCGGUCGUGGUGUGAUGGUUAGUGGAGUUCCACUUAGAAAGAAAGCUCUAAAGACUCGCUUAAAAGGACGAAUUAUAUCAAGAAAGAAUUUUCAGAAAAGAUCUCAGGAAAUCAAGACGAAGUCGCUGAUCCAAAAGAACGCCUCACCCAUCAAAACACAUACACGAUCACCCAGUAGGAUUAAUCAAAAAACGAUGGCCUCUUCCAGUAUCUUUGAGAAAGAAAAUUAUAUCGGCGAAAAAGAGAAUAUUACCAACAAUGAUACCAAUAACGUUGAACAUUUGUCGAACUCGUUGAGGAAAAAUUUAGUAGUGGACGCUAAAAACAUUUCGUACAAGGAUACGAAAGAGGCGAUUGAGAACGAUAACAAUAAUCAAAUGACACAACAGAUGAAAAACGAGACGUCAGAAGAUUAUGAAAUUGCUAAAAAGAAAUCAGCAGUUCAAGUCAAAGGCAGUAAAAUUCCUCGUGCGAAGAUAGCUGUUUUUCCAGUUCAUACGUUUUAUGAAUUACAUUCGUUUGGAACAAAGAGGAAACUUCAACGUUAGAGGCAGAUGAAGAAGCGGAGGAUCGUGGAUUAACAUCGGCCGACGAAUCCCCGGCUAUUAUUAGUAGUAUCGAUGACCCUCGCGUUUUAACAAUUCUACGAAGUUUAAAACUGAACUGCCCUUGCAAAUCGUGCAGCGAACACAAUCCAGUUUCCACAAAUCAACAGGAAGAUAACAGCGAUUUAAAGAGUUCGUCCCCGGAAGAAAUUAGAAAGAAAAAAUGGUUAAAACGAUAUAUUUAAAAUUAUCUACUUGAAGCUCAGAGUAUAAUGAUUGUCACGAUAAUUACAUGUGAUUAUCAACAGGUCAUUGAAAUAUCGAAAAUACAUCGAGACGACUUCAGAGGAUGUGGAUAUUUCGUCUGAUUGCAAUAGCGAAUACAGUAAAAAAGAAAAGAGAGGUCAACACAAAGCGAAGUAUAUUUUGACUCAUCGUA
Molecule: messenger RNA, 1479 nt
Organism: Bombus huntii
Lineage: Eukaryota; Metazoa; Arthropoda; Insecta; Hymenoptera; Apidae
Exons: 4
Coding region: 330-1043 (237 amino acids)
Source: RefSeq, a predicted model, not a curated record